Messenger RNA from Salarias fasciatus (jewelled blenny), 3663 nucleotides. It is a transcript of the gene mtrex, whose product is annotated as Mtr4 exosome RNA helicase. NCBI's taxonomy places the organism in Eukaryota, Metazoa, Chordata, Actinopteri, Blenniiformes, Blenniidae. Gene Ontology annotation, cellular component: nucleus. Gene Ontology annotation, molecular function: RNA binding; RNA helicase activity; ATP binding. Gene Ontology annotation, biological process: maturation of 5.8S rRNA; RNA catabolic process. The record is from RefSeq and is a predicted model, not a curated record.
AUUGCCCCCAACAAACAUGGCGGACGCAUUCGGAGAUGGGUUGUUCAGCGUGUUCGAUGAAGAUCAACCAGCUACUACAAGCAAGAAGACGCUUCCGUCCACUGCCACGGAAACGGGGAAGGUUCUGGGUAAGAAUGGAACCGAGAAGGACGCAGGCCCGUCUGCUGCGGUCAAGAGGGACGCAGACAGCGACGGAGGAGAGGAGGUGGUGUUUGGGAAGAAGCCUCGCCUGGAGGCGGCGUCGGCCAGCGACCUGAACCUUUCAGAGUUCAUGCCUCAGGUGAAGGUGGAGCAGGUGGAGACGGUGGAGGGGUGCUCUCACGAGGUUGCUCUGCCUUCCAGCGAUGAAUACAAACCGCUGAAAGCUCGAGUGGGGAAAGCAGCCAAGGAGUAUCCGUUUGUCCUGGACCCCUUCCAGCGUGAAGCCAUCCUGUGCAUCGACAACAACCAGUCGGUGCUGGUGUCUGCUCACACCUCUGCUGGGAAAACCGUGUGCGCCGAGUACGCCAUCGCGCUGGCUCUCCGGGAGAAGCAGAGGGUGAUCUUCACCAGCCCCAUCAAGGCGCUGUCCAACCAGAAGUACCGGGAGAUGUACGAGGAGUUCCAGGACGUGGGCCUGAUGACCGGAGACGUCACCAUCAACCCCACGGCGUCCUGCCUGGUCAUGACCACGGAGAUUUUGAGGAGCAUGCUGUACCGGGGCUCGGAGAUCAUGAGGGAGGUGGCGUGGGUCGUGUUUGACGAGAUCCACUACAUGAGGGAUGCAGAGCGAGGCGUGGUGUGGGAGGAGACCAUCAUCCUCCUUCCUGAUAACGUGCAUUACGUCUUCCUGUCCGCCACCAUUCCCAACGCCAGACAGUUCGCAGAGUGGAUCUGCCACCUACACAAGCAGCCCUGCCACGUGGUCUACACAGACUACCGGCCCACUCCUCUGCAGCACUACAUCUUCCCAGCAGGGGGCGACGGACUCCACCUGGUGGUUGAUGAGAACGGAGACUUCAGGGAGGACAACUUCAACACGGCCAUGCAGGUCCUCAGAGACGCCGGGGAUUCUGGGAGCAGCGGCGGCAAGUGGGACCCGAGAGGCCGGAAAGGGGGAACCAAAGGCCCUAACAGUGUGUUCAAGAUCGUGAAGAUGAUCAUGGAGCGGAACUUCCAGCCCGUCAUCAUCUUCAGCUUCAGUAAGAAGGAGUGUGAGGCGUACGCCCUGCAGGUGGCCAAGCUGGACUUCAACGGAGACGACGAAGAAGCGCCUUGGUGGAGGACGGUCUUCAACAACGCUGUGGACUGUCUGUCGGGAGACAAGAAGCUUCCCCAGGUGGAGCACGUCCUGCCGCUGCUGAAGAGAGGGAUCGGAAUCCAUCAUGGAGGCCUGCUGCCCAUCCUGAAGGAGACCAUCGAGAUCCUGUUCUCUGAAGGGCUCCUCAAGGCUCUGUUCGCCACCGACUUCGCCAUGGGAAUCAACAUGCCUGCUAGAACCGUGCUCUUCACCAGCGCACGCAAGUUCGAUGGCAAGAACCACCGCUUCAUCACCUCGGGUGAAUACAUCCAGAUGUCCGGCCGAGCUGGCAGGAGAGGGAUGGACGACCGAGGAAUCGUCAUUUUCAUGGUGGACGAGAAGAUGAGUCCAGCGGUGGGGAAGCAGCUGCUCAAGGGCUCUGCAGACCCUCUGAACAGCGCCUUCCACCUGACCUACAACAUGGUGCUCAACCUGCUGCGGGUGGAGGAGAUCAACCCCGAGUACAUGCUGGAGAAGUCCUUCUACCAGUUCCAGCACUACAGGGCUCUGCCCGGCGUGGUGGACAGGAUCAAGCGGCUGGAGGAGCAGUACCACGCCAUCGAGAUCCCCAACGAGGAGAGUGUGGUCACCUACUUCAAGAUCCGCCAGCAGCUGGCCAAGCUGGGCCGCGAGAUCCAGGACUUCAUCCACAAGCCCAAGUACUGCCUGCCCUUCCUGCAGCCGGGACGCCUCGUCAAGGUGAAGAGUGAAGACGCCGACUUCGGCUGGGGGGUUGUUGUAAACUUCUGUAAGAAAGCCAACGUGAAGGCGGCGUGGGACUCGGACCCGCUGUACGUGGUGGAGGUGCUGGUCCACUGCAGCAAGGACAGCGUGAAGGACUCAGCGACGGAGGCCGCCAGACCGGCCGGGCCGGGGGAGACCGGGGAGAUGCAGGUGGUCCCGAUCAUGCUCCACCUCCUCGCCGCCAUCAGCUCCGUCCGCCUCUACAUCCCCAAAGACCUGCGGCCCUUCGACAACCGCCAGCUGAUGCUGAAGUCCAUCCUGGAGGUCCAGAAGCGCUUCCCGGACGGCGUCCCCCUGCUGGACCCCACCGAUGAUAUGGGCAUCAAGGACCCCGCCCUGAAGAGGGUCAUCCAGAGGGUGGAGGCCUUCGAGCACCGCAUGUACUCCCACCCGCUGCACAGCGACCCCCAGCUGGAGGCCGUCUACUCGCUCUGCGAGAGGAAGGCUGUGAUUGCAGCGGACGUGCGCACGGCCAAGCGGGAGCUGAAGCAGGCCCGCACCGUCCUGCAGAUGGACAAGCUGAAGUGCAGGAAGCGAGUCCUGAGGAGGCUGGGCUUCGCCAGCCCGUCCGACGUCAUUGAGAUGAAGGGGAGGGUGGCCUGCGAGAUCAGCAGCGCUGACGAGCUCCUCCUCACUGAGAUGGUGUUCAACGGGCUGUUCAACGACCUGUCGGUGGAGCAGGCCACCGCCCUGCUGUCCUGCUUCGUCUUCCAGGAGAACGCCAGCGAGAUGCCGAAGCUGACGGAGCAGCUGGCCGCCCCGCUCCGGCAGAUGCAGGAGUGCGCCAAACGCAUCGCCAAGGUGUCGGCGGACGCCAAGCUGGAGGUGGACGAGGAGACGUACCUGGGCCAGUUCAAACCCCACCUGAUGGACGUGGUGUUCGCCUGGGCCAACGGCGCCACCUUCGCCCAGAUCUGCAAGAUGACGGACGUCUUCGAAGGGGGCAUCAUCCGCUGCAUGCGCCGGCUGGAGGAGGUUCUGCGUCAGAUGUGUUCUGCAGCCAAAGCCAUCGGGAACACGGAGCUGGAGAACAAGUUCGCUGAAGGGAUCACCAAGAUCAAGAGAGACAUCGUGUUUGCCGCCAGUCUCUACCUCUGAUCGGACCCAGUCAACGUCACGGACAUCAAACGAUCAAGCUUUAUUUAAGUUUCAUUACAAACAGCUGGAUGUGACAUGCUCAGUAUUUGACGUCUUUAUGUUUCUGACUAAAUGGCUUCUUUCUCCUUGUUUUACACUCUUGUACAUAUUUGUAACGUUUUUUCAAUAAAUGUCUGUAUGCUGAUUGAUUUCCAUACAGAUGAUAGAAAAGCUAUGGUUUUGUCUGCACUCUGUAACAUGGGGGGGGGGGGGGGGGGGGGUAGCAGCAGCAGUCCAGCAAGGCAACUCGGGGCGUGGCGUCCGUCCCUCUGGAGGCCGGAGGCCAGAGAAAAGCACUGAGCAGGUUUACAUUCACAGGUGUGUCAGUCCUCGGGCGUCCCGGCAGUGGUGGGACCCUCUGGGGGGGGGGGGGAGCGGUCAUGUGACCCGUCCGUCCGGAGGCCGUCAGUCUACACAGGUUUGGUUGCUCUCAGGUCACGGGACGGGUCGGCAGAUUGACCUGGAACAGGCGGGGAGGGGGGGGGGGCUUCAGGCUGCCUGGA